AACGUGUCAGGUGCAUGAUGUAGAAUUUGGGUGCCCGGCCAUCUGUUCCCGCACUGAGCGCUAUAAAAGUCAGUCGGCGAGGGCAGCCCAGCACAGUUCGCAAAGCAUCCGGGCAGCAGCAUGGCUUACAAGGUGAUCAUCUUCGCGGCGGUUGUGGCUGUGGCCCGCGCCAUCUACCUGGACGCUCCGUAUGCUACGUACGCUGCCCGCGCUUAUGCUGCCCCCGCCUACGCCGCCGCCCCUGCUGUAGUCGCCGCCGCCGCCCCCGCCGUCGUCGCCGCCCCCGCCGUCCGCGCUGCCCCUGUGGCCGUCGCCGCCCCCGCCGUGAGGGCCGCCGCAGUGCCGGUAGCCGCCGCCGCCCCCGCAGCCGUGGCCGCCGCCGAGUACGACCCGCACCCGCAGUACAGCUACGGCUACAGCGUGUCCGACGCCCUCACCGGCGACUCCAAGACCCAUCAGGAGAGCCGCGACGGAGACGUCGUCCAGGGCAGCUACAGCCUGGUCGAGCCUGACGGCUCCGUGCGCACCGUCGACUACACCGCAGACCCCGUCAACGGCUUCAACGCCGUCGUUCACAAGGAGGGCGGAGUCCACCCGCCGGUCGCCGCCCCCGCCACUGUGGCCGUGGCCGCCCCCGCCGUAGCCAGGGCUGCCAUCGCCGCCCCUGCUGUGGCCGCCGCCCCUGUGGUUAGGACAGCCAUCGCCGCCCCUGCUGUGGCCGCCGCCCCUGUGGUGAGGACCGCCGUCGCCGCCCCCGCCAUCGCAGCCGCCCCCAUUGCCAGGGCAGCCAUCGCAGCUCCAGUCUACGCCACCUACGCCGCCGCACCCUUCGCCAGGGCUGCUUACACUGCCCCUCUCUACCCGUACGGCAGAGCUUACCUCCGCCCAGCCGUCGAGGACACAGCAGCAGAGUUCGUCGAGCGUCUGGACAACGACAUGGCUUGCAAGGUGAUCAUCUUCGCGGCGGUGGUGGCUGUGGCCCGCGCCAUCUACCUGGACGCUCCCGCGGUGUACGCCCCGUACGCCGCCCGCGCUUACGCCGCCCCCGCUUACGCCGCCGCCCCCGCCGUCGUCGCCGCCCCCGCCGUCCGCGCUGCCCCUGUGGCCGUGGCCGCCCCCGCCGUGAGAGCCGCCGCAGUGCCGGUAGCUGCCGCCGCCCCCGCAGCCGUGGCCGCCGCCGAGUACGACCCGCACCCGCAGUACAGCUACGGCUACAGCGUGUCCGACGCGCUGACCGGCGACUCCAAGAGCCACCAGGAGAGCCGCGACGGAGACGUCGUCCAGGGCAGCUACAGCCUGGUCGAGCCCGACGGCUCCGUGCGCACCGUCGACUACACCGCAGACCCCGUCAACGGCUUCAACGCCGUCGUGCACAAGGAGGGCGGAGUCCACCCGCCAGUCGCCGCCCCCGCACCCGCUCCCGUCGCCGUGGUCGCCCCCACCGUAGCAAGGGCUGCCAUUGCCGCCCCCGCCGUGGCAACCGCCCCUGUGGUUAGGACCGCCGUCGCUGCCCCCGCCAUCGCAGCAGCCCCCAUCGCCAGGCCAGCCAUCGCAGCCCCCGCCUACGCCACCUACGCCGCCGCCCCCUUCGCCAGGGCUGCAUACGCUGCUCCUAUCUACCCCUAUGCUAGAACUUACCUCGGCCCGGCCGUCCCAGGUAGGCCGCCAGAGUUCGGUAACCGUCUCGGCAGCAACAUGGCUUACAAGGUGAUCAUCUUCGCGGCGGUAGUGGCUGUGGCUCGCGCCAUCUACCUGGACGCUCCCGCGGUGUACGCUCCGUACGCCGCCAGCGCCUAUGCUGCUCCCGCUUACGCCGGCCCGGCUGUCGUCGCCGCCCCCGCCGUCCGCGCUGCCCCUGUGGCCGUCGCCGCCCCCGCCGUGAGGGCCGCCGCAGUGCCGGUAGCUGCCGCCGCCCCCGCAGCCGUGGCCGCCGCCGAGUACGACCCGCACCCGCAGUACAGCUACGGCUACAGCGUGUCCGACGCCCUCACCGGCGAUUCCAAGACCCAUCAGGAGAGCCGCGACGGAGACGUCGUCCAGGGCAGCUACAGCCUGGUCGAGCCCGACGGCUCCGUGCGCACCGUCGACUACACCGCAGACCCCGUCAACGGCUUCAACGCCGUCGUGCACAAGGAGGGCGGAGUCCACCCGCCUGUUGCCGCCCCCGCUCCUGUGGCCGUGGCCGCCCCCGCCGUAGCCAGGGCUGCCAUCGCCGCCCCAGCUGUGGCCGCCGCCCCUGUGGUGAGGACCGCCGUCGCCGCCCCCGCCAUCGCAGCCGCCCCCUUCGCUAGGGCAGCGAUCGCUGCACCCGCCUACGCCACCUAUGCUGCCGCUCCCUACGCUGCCCCUGUCUACCCGUACGGUAGGACUGUCAUUGCGUGAAAUCUCAUCCGGCGGCUCCCACAUGGGCAACCCUGAACCCUACUUGUUGCUGGGUUCGCAAUCACAUUCAUUCUGUACCCAUAACAUGCAAAUAAAGAUGUCUUAUACUUA
This is a messenger RNA of Schistocerca serialis cubense, 2493 nucleotides long. RefSeq names its product calphotin-like. The coding region runs from base 121 to 2382 and encodes 753 amino acids. Gene Ontology annotation, cellular component: extracellular matrix. The record is from RefSeq and is a predicted model, not a curated record. The transcript has 6 exons. NCBI's taxonomy places the organism in Eukaryota, Metazoa, Arthropoda, Insecta, Orthoptera, Acrididae.